Messenger RNA from Mixia osmundae IAM 14324, 1032 nucleotides. RefSeq lists its product as uncharacterized. The record is from RefSeq and is a predicted model, not a curated record. Gene Ontology annotation, cellular component: nucleus. The transcript has 8 exons. Gene Ontology annotation, biological process: rRNA base methylation. NCBI's taxonomy places the organism in Eukaryota, Fungi, Basidiomycota, Mixiomycetes, Mixiales, Mixiaceae. Bases 1 to 1032 code for a protein of 343 amino acids. Gene Ontology annotation, molecular function: 23S rRNA (adenine(1618)-N(6))-methyltransferase activity.
AUGACCGCUUGUGCCCUGCUGCUUGACUAUGUGCAAUGGCUUCUCGCGCUUCUUGAAGCCUCUCCCCCCUCGCCGAAAGCGAAUCUCCUCUUGCUCGACGUCGGCACGGGCGCGUCCGCAAUCUACGCUCUGCUGCUUGCGCGCAGUUCGCCGAAGGCGCACAUCUUCGCAACCGAUGUUGAUGCCUUUUCUCUAAAGAUCGCUCGCCGCAAUAUCGAGCAGAACGCUCUUCAAGACCGCAUCACGCUCAUCGACACGUCUCUUUCUGUUGACAUUCUGCCACAUCUGGAUGUCGAAAUUGACGCGAGCAUGUGCAAUCCGCCAUACUACGCUUCCAGGGCAGAGAUAGAAGAACUUGCGAGCAUUAAAGCUGAUCUGCCCACUGGCAUCUGCACUGGAGCAGACAGUGACAUGAUUACGACCGGUGGGGAGCUAGGUUUUGUCACUCGUAUGAUAGACGAGAGUGCAGCGAGGCCCAAUGCAAUCAGGUGGUGCACAACUCAGCUCGGCCGCCUGUCGAGCUUGGAACCACUCCUGAAAAGACUAGCACAUCAUCACAUUGACAACUAUGCUCUAUGCGAGUCUACGCAGAGUCGCACGAAGCGCUGGCUUCUCGCAUGGUCUCUACAGGGCGAUCGUUUGCCGGACACCAUAGCACGCAGUGCGAAUUUGGCCAGCAAGCACCUGCUGCCGCUGCCCAAUACGGUCGGUCGCGUCUGUCGAGCCGGCCUGAAACUGCCCACUGUCAGAGAUGCUUUGCUUGAGCAUUUGCUUGCACUAUCGCUUCAGGUCGAAUCCAGCGACAAUGCGAUACUUGUUGCUGCAUCGCAGCCCAGUUGGACAAGAGCAGCCCGGCGAGCAGCUGAGCGCAACGAAGCGCAACCGAGCGACGUUGUCAUCAUGCGCGUCCUGCUUGAGCUCGCGCAAAGAGGUGACGACGUCGUCGUGAGCUCCACCUGGCAGUAUGGACUCGAUCGACAGCUCUUUCAGUCGUUUUGCUCGCAUGUCUGGCGUCAAAUCGAUGUUAGCUGA